AUGGCGGCGUCCCCGCCCUCUCCCCCUCCGCCUCCCGCCGUCCGGAGCCCCGCCCACCAGUCGCCGUCUCCGAACCUCGCCAACUUCUUCGUGUGGAGGGAAUUUGUGUGGGGAGCAAUUGCAGGCGCAUUUGGAGAAGGCAUGAUGCAUCCAGUUGACACUCUGAAAACAAGGCUUCAGAGUCAGGCUAUAAUGACAGGGGCUCAGGCUCAGAAGAAUAUUUUUCAGAUGGUCAGGACAGUUUGGGCUUCUGAUGGUCUGAGAGGUUUUUACAGAGGAAUCGGUCCAGGUGUUACUGGUUCACUUGCUACAGGUGCAACAUAUUUUGGUGUUAUUGAAUCAACUAAGACAUGGCUUGAGAAUGCUAAUCCUAACCUAAGUGGUCAUUGGUCUCACUUCAUUGCUGGAGGAAUUGGAGAUACACUUGGAUCUUUCAUCUAUGUGCCGUGUGAAGUCAUGAAACAACGAAUGCAAGUCCAAGGCUCUAGCAAAUCUUGGGCAUUGAAUGCUACAAAAGGAAAUGUUUCUCAAUCUCCUGGGACUCAGAUGUAUGGCUACUAUAACGGAAUGUUCCAUGCUGGUCGUUCUAUUUUGAGAGAUCAUGGUCUGAAGGGACUCUAUGCAGGGUAUGGGUCUACGCUUGCCAGGGAUGUCCCUUUUGCUGGUCUAAUGGUAACUUUCUACGAAGGACUGAAAGAUCUGACUGAGUACGGGAAGAUGAAGUAUUUUCCAGACAGUGAUUUACAAGUCAGCAACUCCUUUGAAGGGCUUGUUCUAGGAGGAUUAUCAGGCGGUUUCAGUGCAUACUUGACAACCCCCUUGGAUGUGAUCAAGACAAGGUUGCAAGUGCAAGGAUCAAGAACUAGGUAUGAUGGGUGGCUGGAUGCUAUUAAAAAGACAUGGGCUUCCGAGGGAGCAAGUGGCUUGUUCAAGGGGAGUGUUCCCAGGAUCAUAUGGUACAUACCCGCAUCUGCGUUCACGUUCAUGGCGGUGGAAUUCCUGAGGGAGAAUUUCAACGAGAAGACCGAUACAGAUGCAGAGAUGCCCCUGAACUGA
Lolium rigidum is the source of this 1056-nucleotide messenger RNA. Its product is annotated as mitochondrial substrate carrier family protein E-like. The transcript has 9 exons. Lineage: Eukaryota; Viridiplantae; Streptophyta; Magnoliopsida; Poales; Poaceae. Bases 1 to 1056 code for a protein of 351 amino acids. The record is from RefSeq and is a predicted model, not a curated record.